AUGACAGGAAUUAGUACAUCAUGUGGAGCAUGCAAAUUCCUAAGAAGGAAAUGUACAAGUGAAUGUGUGUUCGCACCAUAUUAUAGCUAUAAUGAGGCAGUUGCCCAUUUUGGUGCGGUCCAUAAAGUGUUUGGGGCUAGCAAUGUGUCGAGGCUACUCCUUCACCUGCCCGAACAAUUUAGAGGUGAAGCUGCCUUAACUCUUUCUUUUGAAGCUCUUGCUCGUAUGAGAGAUCCUGUUUAUGGUUGUGUUGCUUAUAUCUAUGCUCUUCAACAAGAGGUUGCAAAUUUACAAGAAGAAAUAGAUGUUCUUGGCAAUCACAUGAUGAAUAAUCUGAUCAUAAAUGAAUCAUGUGGAUCACAUUCUCAUAUAACCUAUGAUCAUAACAACAACAACCCAUUACCAUCGCAAUCAAAUCAUGAUCAAAUCAUCAAUAAUAAUGCACCAGACCAAUAUAAUUGGAAUAACAUGAUGAUCAUAGAACAAUCAUCAGUAACAGUACUACCUACACAUGCAGAAUUAUCUGAUCAAACUGCAUCUAACAUCAAUCAUAUGAUGAUGAACAUACCAACAUUAUGUUUAAGUGAGUUGGAAGGACAAAAUCUAUUUGGUAUCCCUGAUGCUGGGAGUGGGUCCCAAGAAUGUUUUACACAACAAUUAGUACUUAAUCAAGAUACUUACUACUUUUGA
Messenger RNA from Amaranthus tricolor (Joseph's coat), 690 nucleotides. RefSeq names its product LOB domain-containing protein 33-like. The transcript has 2 exons. Gene Ontology annotation, cellular component: nucleus. Bases 1 to 690 code for a protein of 229 amino acids. Gene Ontology annotation, biological process: positive regulation of DNA-templated transcription; hormone-mediated signaling pathway. The record is from RefSeq and is a predicted model, not a curated record. NCBI's taxonomy places the organism in Eukaryota, Viridiplantae, Streptophyta, Magnoliopsida, Caryophyllales, Amaranthaceae.